UGAACCACACUCAAUAAUUAUAGUUUACUACUCCACUUAUGUCUGAGGCUCACUGCAUGCUGCUCAGUGUGAUAGCAUCAUAUAAGAACAAGGGAAGUCAUGACUUUUCAUCUGACAGGUGUUUGGCUGCUGCUCAUGACAUGUACUGUGUUGGUGUUCUGUGAAAUGGAAUUCCUGGAGAGAACGCAGGGUGACUCUAUAGAGUUCUACUGUAUCUCUGAGUUCAGUGCCUCCAAGCCCAUUGGGUUCUACCUGAAACGAAAGUGGCUGCAGCCCAACAGAGAGGUCCUGUUCAUAUAUACUGAACAAAACCCUGUGUUUCACCCUGACGUCAAAGAGCGCAUCCAUGUCAUGGGAGACCCGAGUACUCACCUGGUCAACGUGACCCUCAGCCAGCUGAAGGGAACAGACACAGACCUCUACUACUGUGAGUUUGUCUUCCCCGAUUCCUCCAGCUUAGAUCAAAAGAUUCCAAGCAAGAUGGAGUUCUUUCUGUACGUUGUCGAUGCUGACAGUUAUAGUGUUUGUAUCCCAUGUGGAGAAGAUGCCCCAGACAGCAAGAUGGAUGUAGGCCUAAUAGAGACGUGCGCCGGGGGGUCAGCUGUUCUCCCCUGCCUCGCCCCCUACGGUUCCCCCUCGGCCAUGGAAGGGGUAUGCCUGAAGAGGCGGUGGGGCCGGGCUCCAGUGGAGGUGCUGUUCCACUCAAAGCGCCCCUUUUCCUCCGCCUCGUUCCCCCCAGAAGAAAGGCUUCACCUGGGCACGGGGCUGGGCGGCCUGGCCUACAACCUCACCCUGCUCAAGAUGCAGCCGGAAGAGAGCGCCUUUUACAGCUGUGAGCUGCUGCUCCCCGGCAGGCCCGACAACAGUGCCAGGCUAGGGAGACACGUAUACUUUGUAUCUGUGCAAGAUGUUAGGUGUAGCUGUGCGGGUUACGCUCCACUGCUCUAUGCCCUUUCUGCUACUGUGGGACUGCUACUCAUCUUCGUUAUGGCCCUGGGAGUGGCUCAUUAUGGUAAGACCCGAGGCGACCGUGUCAAACCGCAGCCCCACCAGGUCUCCAUCUACGAGGAGAUGGUCGGGGUGCGGCCCCCCAACCGGAAUGGAAAAGUGUCCCCCCUUCACCUGGAGGAAAAGGAUGCUUCCGCCUAUGACACCCCCCCCCCUCUGAGGUCUCGACAGGAAAACCACUAUGAGAGGCCUGAAGGGGUACCGCUAGUAUCUGAAACUGUUGGGGAGAUGUGAGGAACGAGGUUGGCCCAAUCUCACCAACACUGUGUUUAACUAUUCAUUUAUAAACUGGAGUCUGAACUAUAACUACAACUUACAUAACUUUCAAUUUGGACAACCAACAUCCACCUUAGUUUGUUGUACUGUAAAUGCUGUUGUGGAGUUUUAAUCAGAGAUUUUUUGUAUUUUAUGUAAAUGCUGGCAGCUGAAUGUUGUAGCUUUUGCUUUUUUAAAGGAAUGGUAUUCCAUUUUUUUUUUUUAUAAAGUAAUACUUGUCUUGA
This is a messenger RNA of Oncorhynchus gorbuscha (pink salmon), 1508 nucleotides long. RefSeq lists its product as uncharacterized. Bases 100 to 1242 code for a protein of 380 amino acids. Gene Ontology annotation, molecular function: signaling receptor activity. Gene Ontology annotation, biological process: adaptive immune response. The transcript has 5 exons. Gene Ontology annotation, cellular component: membrane. The record is from RefSeq and is a predicted model, not a curated record. Lineage: Eukaryota; Metazoa; Chordata; Actinopteri; Salmoniformes; Salmonidae.